Molecule: messenger RNA, 1654 nt
Organism: Panicum virgatum (switchgrass)
Lineage: Eukaryota; Viridiplantae; Streptophyta; Magnoliopsida; Poales; Poaceae
Product: ubiquinol oxidase 4, chloroplastic/chromoplastic-like
Exons: 9
Coding region: 390-1427 (345 amino acids)
Biological process (GO): alternative respiration
Cellular component (GO): mitochondrion; thylakoid
Molecular function (GO): alternative oxidase activity
Source: RefSeq, a predicted model, not a curated record
CCCAUCAAUCCUGCGGUUCGCAACCUUUCAAAAAUAAAAAAUCCUGCAGUUCUUCCCCGUCCCCCGCCCGCAGCCACCGCAACGCGCCUCCCUCCGCCGUGCCGAAGCCGGAGAGCUCGGCAGCCGCCUGCCGCGGUGCCGCCCAGCCAGCAAACAGCCGGUUCCGCCGUGCGCGUCGCGACAAAGCACGGGAAACAGCGGCCGGCACCGCGAAUAUACCCAGCCCGCGGCCACUCCCCGUCUCCCUCCCUCCCUCCCCUUUCCGCUUUGUUCACUUCCGCGCCGCUCGCUGCCGUGCCGUGCCGUCCCGCCCUCCCGCGCCGCACGGCUCACAUCCCAUUUCCACUCACCCGACCUCCCAAAACCCACACGGACUCGCGGGCGCCAGCAUGGCGGUGGCCUCCGCCUCGCCCCUCCCGGCGGCGUUGUCCGCCAAGCCCGGCCCCGCCCGCUCGCCGCCGCGGCCCGCUCCCGGCUUCCUCCCGCUCCGCGCCGGCGGAGCCCCGCACCUCGGCCCCGUCGCCGCGUGGAGGGGGAGGAGGUGGUUCCGCGCGGAGGCGAUAAAGACGCAGCAGGACAAGCAGCAGACGGAGGCGCCCGUCGAGGAGUCCUUCCCCGUGAGGGAGGCCGCGCCGCUGGACGGAGCGGACGACCCGAUGGUUCCCUCGGACGAGAGCUGGGUGGUCAAGCUCGAGCAGUCGGUCAACAUUUUCCUCACGGAGUCGGUGAUCAUGGUACUGGAUGGUGUUUACCGUGAUCGGAACUACGCCAGAUUUUUUGUGCUUGAGACGAUUGCUAGGGUGCCGUAUUUUGCAUUUAUAUCGGUGCUUCACAUGUAUGAAACCUUUGGCUGGUGGAGGAGAGCUGAUUAUAUAAAGGUUCACUUUGCCGAAAGCUGGAAUGAGUUCCAUCACCUCCUAAUCAUGGAAGAAUUGGGUGGCAACGCUUUAUGGAUUGAUCGUUUCCUUGCUCGGUUCAUGGCAUUCUUUUACUACUUCAUGACUGUUGGGAUGUACAUGCUGAGCCCAAGAAUGGCAUAUCAUUUUUCUGAAUGUGUGGAGAGGCAUGCAUAUUCAACUUAUGACAAGUUUCUCAAGCUCCAUGAAGAGGAGUUGAAAAGACUACCAGCUCCAGAGGCAGCUCUAAACUAUUACCUGAAUGAGGACCUUUAUUUAUUUGAUGAGUUUCAGACAGCAAGAGUUCCAUGUUCUAGAAGGCCUAAAAUAGAUAACUUGUAUGAUGUAUUUGUCAAUAUACGAGACGAUGAGGCAGAGCACUGCAAGACAAUGAAGGCCUGCCAAACGCAUGGAAAUCUUCGCUCUCCUCACUCAGCACACAACUGCUCGGAAGCAGAUAUGGAAUGUGUAAUACCCGAAAAUGAUUGUGAAGGUAUCGUGGAUCGUGUGAAAAAGUCACUUACAAAGUAAAGUCCGAGACAUCUAUCUUUUGUGUUUUCAGUCAUUAUAGUAUACAAAAUUUUGAUGAUAUUCCUUUUGUUUUUCAUUUUCCCAUAAAAUUAGGAAAUAGUCGUCCUACAGUUAUUUUUUUAUUUUGUGCCAUAUAUUACAGAAGUCAGUGUAGAUGCAGUAUGCAACAUAAUCAAAUGUCUUAAGUUUGAAAAGAUGCCAAUUCAAGCCGAGUGAAACAUUGCCGA